AUGGACGAUGAAGUCCGGACCACGGUUCGAGAAACCUUGACUAACUACUUCAAGGAAAACACCCAUCCAGACACUGGCCGGACUACUAUAUGGGAGGCCCACAAGAGUGUGAUCCGAGGGGUUCUCAUCUCCAUAGGAGCGCACAAGAAGAAAGUCGGGGCGGAACGAAUACGGAACAUCCUGGACGGGAUUGCGACCGUGGAACUACGUCACAAACUAAACUUCAGCGACUUAGACCUACGUGAGCUCCUCGCGCUUAGGAAGGACCUGGCAACACUCAUCACUCAACAACACUUCUCCAUGCUACAAAAAUCCAGGCGAUUCUUUUACGAACAUUCCAAUAAGUGUGGGCGCCUUCUGGCAAAAAUGCUCAAAAAACGUCGAGGGAGGUUCCACAUACAUAAACUCCGCGUAGGGCCCACACGUCACUCCGAACAUCCGCCUGAAAUGGCAGAACUAUUCCACGCCUACUACACGGAGCUCUAUAAUAUCUCCGAAGUUGCGGUACCGGCACUCCAUCUCCAGACAGCUUGGAGGAGAUGGAGGCGUACCUCUCGACCCACGUACACAAGAAAAUCUCACUGGAUGUGGCAUCCACUCUAG
Messenger RNA from Pelobates cultripes (western spadefoot toad), 603 nucleotides. NCBI's taxonomy places the organism in Eukaryota, Metazoa, Chordata, Amphibia, Anura, Pelobatidae. The record is from the annotation of a GenBank genome assembly.